AAAAAAUGUUAAAAUCUUAGUAAUUUAUCUAAGGGGCAGAGUACAGUAGAAUAAUGAAAAGACAUUCACCAGAGAGUUCUGCAACAAUAAAAAAGGAAAUUCGAAAGAGAUUAUAGAAACGAUAGACAAUUAGAGAACUUUACAAAGAAAAGUAAUGGAAAACAUUAGUGAAAGUUGGUUCAUAAAUAAAAGGAUUAUAUGAAGAAUAUGAUACAAUUAAGGUUUAGGGAUAGGUACUGAGUGUUGGGGAUUCAGUUUUAAUUAAUAGUGGAGAUCAAUGUGAUGAGGAUUAUGUUGGAACCAUAAAAUAAAUAUUAUCAAUAAAAGAACCAACAACAGCUAAAUUGAUAUGUUUAUGUAGAAUUUAAUGGUAUAUGAGAAAAAGUGAGAUCAUCAAAUCUUAACCUAAAUGUUCAGAAUGGAUUUCUGAACAAGAAUUAUUUAUUACCAACCAUUAAGAGUAUAUUUUAGCUUAGAGUAUAAUUGCUAGAUGUUAAAUAUUGACUUGUAAUCAAUAUUAAGAAUUAGAAGAAAUUGAAUCCACUAUUUAUUUUAAUAGAUUGGAAUGGGAUAUUUACAAAAAAUAAUUUACUAAUAUAGAUGCAUUAUAGCAAAUUUGCUUUUGCAUUUAACCGGUGAAUCCCGAUCGAUAAUAUAUAUAAGUAAUUAAUUAUUUUAUAUCUAGUGUGAUUAAUGUAAAAAUUGGUAUCAUUUUGAAUGUGUAGGUAUUAUUAAUGGCAAAUAUAAUUAAAAUGAAUUCCACUGUCGUAUGUGUAAAUGA
This is a messenger RNA of Paramecium sonneborni, 781 nucleotides long. Lineage: Eukaryota; Ciliophora; Oligohymenophorea; Peniculida; Parameciidae. The record is from the annotation of a GenBank genome assembly.